GGCCUUGCGCUUUCGCGGCCGAGCGGAGAGAAUCGAGGAGAAGAGUCGCGGGGGGCGACAGUCAGUCAGCGAGUUUCUCGCCGAGAGGGUGUCCGUGUCCGCCCGUCACCACCGUUCGUCGUCGUCCCAGGCAGUGACAUUCGACCCACUUGCAGUGCCGCCCCCGAAAAUAACGCCCCCAGCAGCGCGCAAGCAAAGAGGCGCAGGAGGACUAGGGGCGAUGCUGGGGACUUCGACGCCGUCGUUCGUGGUCACCUCCGAGCCCCCCGGCCCUCGCAGCCCCCCAGGCAGCCUUGAGGACAUGGACUCUGCCCUCGGCAGUCCGUCACUCGACCCCAAGAACACAAAUCACAGCAGCAGCAGCCAGUGUUCGAGCAUGUCGGACGGUGAGAGCUACGAGUGCCUCGGCGAGGGCUCGCCCGCGCCCUCCCCCGUCGUCAAUAAAGGGGAGUCUCCGGGGAUGUUGCUCAAGAGGAACACGUGGUCACGAUCAAGUUUACGCCGAACGCCGACAAACACAAGUCCCGGCGGUGACAGUGCCAUUGGUCGAAGAUGGGGAUCAUUGAGACAGACUAUUGUGGUGGAGGAGGCGACGCAAAAGAUAGAACAAACUGACGACGAAAACUCGAGUGGAAAGAGAAUCAGCGCGAAUGGUGCAUCGGUGCCCAGUGGAUUGUGCCGGAGUGCGAGUUUUAACUCGAGCGGGCGCAGCUCCAACUGCGGCGACCCGGACGACAUGUACUGCUCGGACGCGUCCCUAGAGGAAGACGUCAUGGGCCUCAACAGAAAGGUGCACAUGCUGCAGCAGCAAGUCACUGCGUUGGCGGACACGCAGAACACGAGCGACGACCGAUAUGGCAGGGCGCGCCACGAAAACGCCCUUCUGCAGGCGCGACUGAUGAUCCUCGAGGAACAGGUGCGCGAGGAGCAGUCCAGGGCUGAGCAGCGUCUGCAGGAGGAACAACGUCGACAAAAGGACCUUUCCUCUCGUCUCGAGCGCGAAAAACAACUUGAACUAGAAAACAGUGCCAUCAGACUGCAGGCAGCUGAGAGGCGCUCGGAAGGUCUUGAGGAGGAGGUGAAGCGACUCCGAGGUCAACUUGAGCGCGCCAGCGAAAGUCGGCGUGUUGCUGAAGAAAUGGCUCAAGAGGCAGAUGCGCAGACACAGGUCCUCAGGGCGCAGCUGGCUGAGGCCCAUGAGGAGGCCGCCAAGACCAGAAUCACCUUCGAGCAGAAACUCGCAGACGCAGCACAGAGUCUGGAAGAAGCUCGACUGGAGGUGUCGGAGGCGGCUCGGGGGCGGCCAGCGUCUCCAGGUCGCAGCCCUGAGUUGGAGGAGGAGGCGCGAUGUCUCAGGGAGGAGGUGCGCACCUUGAAAGAAGCCCUCGAAGAAGCUCAGGCGCAACUUCUGGGCAGAGGACUCGAACAGGGAAGGACUUUGCUCGGCGAACCUGUUGGAGGUCCUUCUCUUGCAGACGAACUCGAUGAAAUGUCCUCCGACAAGGUGAAUGUGCGCCUGGCCCUGAGGGAGCAGCAAGAGGUGAAUGUGCAGCUGCGCGCCUACAUCGACGGCAUCCUGCUGAACAUUGUCGAGAACUACCCACAGCUGCUCGAGGUCAAGACUGCAGAGGGGCAUUUAAAGUGACCCCCGUUCACCGGUGGUCGACACAAGUCGAACGCCGCUCGUGGUGCCAGACUGAGUGCAAACGGUUCGAAUCUCACCCGUUGCCAAGCAAGUGAUACUGAGUGACUUUACAAGUAUAAUUUGUACCUUUUUACUCAAAACAGAAGAAAAAAUUUAAACAACAAAGUGCAACUUAUCCUCCAGUAAUUAGCAAUUAUUGUUACAAAAACAAAACUGAAACAUGAUUGUGUAAAUUAUUUUAUCUGUUGUUGAUGAUCAAGAAAUGAAAAGAAAACUGCAAAUUCGAA
This is a messenger RNA of Neocloeon triangulifer, 1932 nucleotides long. RefSeq names its product rab11 family-interacting protein 4 (gene nuf). NCBI's taxonomy places the organism in Eukaryota, Metazoa, Arthropoda, Insecta, Ephemeroptera, Baetidae. Bases 221 to 1645 code for a protein of 474 amino acids. The record is from RefSeq and is a predicted model, not a curated record. The transcript is spliced from 13 exons. Gene Ontology annotation, cellular component: cleavage furrow; recycling endosome membrane; endocytic vesicle. Gene Ontology annotation, biological process: regulation of cytokinesis; endocytic recycling.